AUGGAAAAUUAUGAAGGAGAAAAAGGCCAUUACGAGUUAAUCUCCAAUGAAGAGUAUAGUGAACAAAUUCAGAGUUGGUCUGAUGGAGAGGCUGACUAUAUGACGCACCACCAUGUCCCGGAGAUGAUUAUUCGAGCUCUAAAUUUGAAGAUGAACCAGAUCGUGGAGAUUUUGAGCCAAAACCACCAGAUUGUAGACAAGAUGAUGUAA
Molecule: messenger RNA, 210 nt
Organism: Arabis nemorensis
Lineage: Eukaryota; Viridiplantae; Streptophyta; Magnoliopsida; Brassicales; Brassicaceae
Source: the annotation of a GenBank genome assembly